This is a messenger RNA of Lingula anatina, 1456 nucleotides long. RefSeq names its product gamma-aminobutyric acid type B receptor subunit 2-like. The record is from RefSeq and is a predicted model, not a curated record. NCBI's taxonomy places the organism in Eukaryota, Metazoa, Brachiopoda, Lingulata, Lingulida, Lingulidae.
GUGGGGAGUGUAUCGUUCUUUCGUUAUCAGCAGGAUUGGGGUCUGCAAGUAGAACUGCGCAUGCUGUCUGGAGUUGCCGUACUGUUGGUUAUUGAUAUUCUGAUGUUGCUUAUCUGGCAGUUGACUGACCCACUUGUGGUGAAAGAUAGGCAUUUACCCGAAUUUCGAGAUGCUGCCAAAAUGGUGCGGUACCAGACUCUCUAUCGCCAAUGUCACAGCGGGAGUGCUAUGGGCUGGACCAUUGCGUUUAUCGUGUACAAGGGUCUGCUGUUGCUGGUCUCUGUUUGCUUGGUCUGGCCUACCUGGGUGAUGUCGGUGAAGAGAGAUGCUGGAGACAGCAGUCUAGUUGGUUUGGCUAUGGUUAUCAUUGCCUUGGCGACUGUUGUCGGAGUUCCAGUAGGUGUCCUCGUACAAGAAGAGCCAAACGUCAACUUUGGCGUUAUAGCUGGCUUCACGCUCUUCGCUAUCAUAGCUACGAUUUUGUUGCUUUUGAUUCCCAAGCUUAUCGCACUCAAAAGGGGGGAGAUGGAACCGUCGCUUUGGUCGCCAUUGCGGCCCUACAUCGAGGAGUUGUUCGAUGACGUAGGCGAUAAGAAGCCUUCUCGUGCCACAGAGAACUGAGACGCUAAAACAAGUGACGACAACCAAGGCGAUGGAAGUGCAGCUCAAAUCUAGUUCGUUUAAAGAAGUGGCUUAUGACUGACCUCAAAGUACUGCCACGGCUUUUAGUUUAAACUCAAUGAAUGGACAAGUUUUCUACCCUCAUUCCACCGUGGAUGAUUUUAUAUGAUAGGUCACUUUAUUUGUUAAGGAUUUAAAAAUGGAUAAAUUUGUCCAUUUCUAUCUUACUGUACAUAUUCAAAAGCAAUCGUACGAGUAACUGUGAUUAGUCGCAUGCAAACCAUGCUACAUGUAAACACCUAAGGAUGCUGAAAUACAUCAAGCAUGCUUAAAUGCAUAUGUAAAUAAUGAAAUACAUUAGCAGUAAACUUAUUUUUAAAAGAUAUGAUAUACAGUUUGAUGCAGAGCUGUUGCCAACUAAGUUCAAUUUCAUCGCUAGAGCUUGGCGAUAGAAAAAAAAUAAUAUCAGCUUAUAGUGUCAGAGAACACGCGUGCAGCUUCAAUCUGAAAUAUUUUGAGUUCUAUAGUACAGGGUAUGUAUCAGAAUACAUAUAAAUUUUGAAUCUAUAUGAGUGAUCGAGCGUCAACAUUAUGUUUUAUCGUCUCACAACAGAAAAUUUCACUAUCAACCACAAGAAUCCUUAAAGUCAUUUUGUACGUAUGUCACCAAGUUUCUAUACUUGUCCUGUUGCAACAGUCCUUUUCUGAAAUCCAAAUAUGACUUUGCUCAUUUUAUGCUUAAAUCCCUUUCGGCACCAACCGUUUCUGUUACUCUCAUAAAUCGCACACAUUUAGUAUAUUUAGGACAUUCGUCUAGAAUAUUGAUAUGUAAUAU